Hepatospora eriocheir is the source of this 723-nucleotide messenger RNA. Lineage: Eukaryota; Fungi; Microsporidia; Hepatosporidae. The record is from the annotation of a GenBank genome assembly.
AUGAAUUUUUACAGGAAUAAAAAAAUUUUAAUUACAGGUGGAUCUAAAGGAAUUGGUAAAGAGAUUGUUGAAAUGUUAUUAAGAUCAAAUGCCAAGGUUUAUUCAAUAUCUAGAACAACUUCAGGGAUUAAAAAUGUAAGAUUUACUGAAAUUUUAAUGGAUUUAACUGAUAUUAAAACUAAAUCACUUGAUUUACUUAAAGAUUGGAAAGAGAUUGAAUUUGAUGUGCUUAUUAACAAUGUUGGUAGCAAUCCUGGUAUGAAAAAAUUUGAAGAACAUUCAAUGGAAGACAUUGAAAAACAUUUGUUUUUGAAUGUAACUGUAAAUUUAUUUACUAUGAAACUUUUUAAGUUUAAGAAGGUUGUUUUUAUUAAUUCUGUUUUGUCAAUGACAGGUGUUCCUCUUAAUUCUAUUUAUUGUGCCUCAAAAUCAUUUAUUUUUACUUUGAAUGAAAGUUUAAGAAGAGAAGGUGUAGAUACAUUAAUAAUAUGCCCAUACAAAGUUAAUACAGAGUUGUUUUCUGAAGUUAAUGAUUUUAUGGUUCAAGAUAAAAAGAAUGUUGCUCUUGAAGUUGUCACAGGUAUUGAGGCAAACUCUAAAACAAAAUAUCUUCCUAGUAUAAUGAGAAUAUAUCCAUUCAUUGAUUCAAUCAUACCAGUGUGUCUUUUAGAUAGACUUGUUAAUUGGAUAUUUUCUAAAAUUGUUAAACCUAAAAAUGAUUAA